CAAAACAAAAUGGUUUUCGCGGCCCACCACUACCAUAGAACGCAAGCUGUGUAUAUGCCGUGCUUGUGGCUGGCAUAUCCGCAAUGCAGGCGUCGUCUAUGUAAUACCAGUUUGUAGUGAGUGCGGUCGCGUUUCUCGCUGCUCGAAACCAUACGCGCCGAGUCUCGAGCGUCAUCGCCAAAGGGUUUCUUGCGUUUCGGAUGGAUGCUACCCCUCCCCACCUCCGCCACUCGAUGCUUUUUCAAUCUCGAUUGUUUAUUGCUAGCCUAUAAAAACCCAUUGAAGCAGGGCCCCACGAAUAACGAACUCAUUAUCUGAGGAGCGCUCGAAAAUAACUCGCUUGCGCCUGUAAGGUGACCUUCGGAGCUUGAUCGUAUGAAACAAAUGCAUCAGAAACAUCUAGCAGAAGAGACUCAUCACAACAAUUUGCAGUUACAUCAUGGAAGUACAACUAAUAACUAACAAUAGCUUAAUAGCAGCCUGCUGACAAUGUGAAAACAUUCAACUACUCAACACAUUAUGCCAACAUGCUUAAGGCAAUCAUUGAAUGCAUCAAACAAUCACAGAAGAAGCUGUGGAAGAAUUGAGACCUAACCUGCAUCAUGUAUAACAACACCAUGUCUGACUCUGACUCAGAGUCAUCUGAGGAGCACUCAAGCUCAGAGUGCUCUACAGAUUCUUCUGAUGAUGACAAACUGGAGAUGGUCAAGCUCAACAACAACCAGGUCCUGCUGCCACAAGGCUUAUGUGAGAAGAAAGACAUUUUCAAUGAGUUCUUUGCAAGGAGCUGGAGUGCACUUGGGGAAUCAAACCAGAAGCACUUGAGGCAAUUUCUGCCCAAGUUUCCUGAGGGAAAUGAGGAGCAGGAGCAGAACAUCACUCUGCAGAAAUUAUUCAAAGGGGAGAACUUUAAAUUCUCUAGCCCUUUGGAUAAUUUUUAUGAACACUUGAAGGAUGGCCAUUAUAGACCAGAUAUUGCUAAAAUGAGAUAUUUAAUUCGAAAAGCAGAACGAAAAGAAAGCCUCUGGCGACAUAGAAAGUUUAAAGAACGUUUGCACGCUGAAAUAAUCGAGUCUCGAAAAAACUUAAUGCGUCAGAUGAGCAAUCUUCCCCCAGGAGUUGAACCACGAUUACCACGUCCCAGCACGACGAGCAGUAGUAAAGUACAGAAUCCGAUUUAUAAUCGAACGAAACGCAGGUAUUUUGAAGUAUUAGCAUCGAUAAAAUCGAAAGUAGACGAAAGCGGAUUCUCCUCGGAUGAUAAUUAUCCCGAAGGUGCACCAACUCCUGUCAGCCGCAAAGAUAAACGAGUUUUAAACACAAUUAAAAACUCGCAAGUCCUCAACGGCGAAAAAGUAAUUGUUUCAACAAUUGCUUCGAAAGCGGCUGGUUUCGAUCUGGAGAAGAAUGUAGAACCGAAUCACAAUCCAUACAUCAUCACAGAGAACUUCUAUCGGCAUUUGCUACAGGAGCAUCGCAAGCGUAAAUUUGAUACCGUAUCAAACGAGACAAAGGACUUGAAUGUUUCGGAUAUAAUUACACGUGCUAGAGUGAAUUAUAACAAACGCGAGAAACUGGUCAAGCCCGAGGUCGUCCAGAAACCAGUGAAGCGGAAAAUUAAGAAGGAAAUACCCGAGCGGGUGAGUUAUUCAUCCGAGAUGAACUUUUCGUCCGGAUCUGAUUCGGAUUCAAUCGCGACCGAAGUGUCUUUGCCUACUGUCGUACCUGCAAUACCACCGCAUCAGCCUCCUGUAAACAUGGCGCCUGCUACAGCACUUGUAAAUCCCAGUAAACCUCCCACACCAAAAUCAGAAGGCAAGAAAAAGAUCAAGACGGAACAUCGACUUUCUCCGAAACCAGUGCCUCAACUACCGACGCCGCCGCCACCAUUACCACCACCGACUAUCAUCAAACAAGAACCCUCCCCGCCUCCUCCUCCAGUGGUAAUUAAAAAAGAAGAAAUAAAAACCGAACCAAUUAAGACGGAAUAUAUUGCGCCAGCGACACUAUCGGAUUUGGAAGGCAUAGAUAUGAUGAAGUUACCGAUUGAUCUACAGGACUCUUCCAUUGACAUCAUGGAAAUUUCAACCAAAGUGGAACUAAUGCAAGAUACGCAUGCGAACUAUUUAGCACUCAUACGUGAUAUAAUCUGUUCAACGCCCGAGCAUCGAAUGGAUAUGCCCAUGCUGCAGGAUAAGUUGCGCGCGUGGCAGGCGAAUCCGAUCACAGCGUUGAACGACUGGUACUGUUUAGCGGACAACUGGCUCGUUGAUCUGCAAUCGGCUAUUAACUUUCUCAGCGGUAACUUUCCCGAACAGCCCGAUGAGUUUGUGCCGUAUAUUGAAUUCAAGCCGUCGCUGAAUAAAUACCAAUGGAUUGGCGCCGGUCGUGACUCUGAUAAUUUGUUAGCCCCGCUGUUUCAGUACUGGUUGGACCACAAGAGCGAAAUGAAGCCGGUUAUAUCAAUAAAAGAAAAGGAGGACGACAAGGAUGACAUUGACUUGGACUUGGAUAGAUCUCUAACACCUCCGCCGCCUCGUUGUCCCACAGAUUGGCAGGUGCGUAAAGCUGACGCGGAAGAAGUGAAAAUAUUCCGCGAGCAGGAACGUUUGCGCUACGAUAAUCCACAUAAAUCAUUUACGUAUCGCUGUAAUGGUUACGAGAGUGUUGUUGGUCCGCUGAAGGGUAUUUAUAGUCCGUCUUCGAGUAAUACCAAAGCGCGUGGACACACGAUGCUCAGCGCUGAUAGACCGAAUUUCGUCACGAUAUUAUCACUAGUCCGAGAUGCCACUGCAAGAUUACCGAAUGGCGAAGGUACUCGUGCGGAAAUCUGCGAAUUGCUCAAGUGCAGUCAAUAUAUUUCCAGCACAGCGCCUGAUAAUCUGCUGCAAUCGGUUGUCAGUGGUGCAUUGGAUAGAAUGCACACCCAGUAUGACCCAUGCGUCAAAUAUGAUCCAAAACGAAAGAUAUGGAUCUAUCUGCAUCGGAAUCGAUCCGAGCAAGAUUUUGAACGUAUACAUCAGCAAUAUCAAGGUAUGAAUAAGAGCAACAAGAAGAAAAAGUCCCCAGCUAAGCCAAAAACUCCCAAAGUUGAUAAAAAGAAUAACAACGCGGUUAAAAAUAAUAUUCUUACGCCUGCACCACCAGUGGAAGUCGAAAAACCUAUCAAAGAACCACCUAAACAAACAUCACUGUUGAUUAAUCAACAAAAUCAACAUAUUAACACUCAAUCGCUGCUGGUUAACAGUCCUGUUGUGAAGGUGGAAGAAAUAAAACAGGAAGUGAAACCGCCUACGCCAACACCUAUUGUGGAAGAGCUUUCACAAGAAGAUCGAGAGAUAACUCAAGCUCUACAGUCAAUCACGCAACCAAUGCAGACUCAAUCUCCUGUCCCGCAACUUCAUACAACACAAUCGCAAGUACACCAAGUCGUUCAGGUCGUACAACCGUCAGCGAUGCAGCAUAAGAUGCCAAAACAAGCCAACAAGAAGAGUCUCGUGAAAAUUAUCACGUCGAAUCAGGGCGCCAAAUCGUUAAUCAUUCCGUCGAGCGCUAACACGAUUAUCAAGCAAGACGGACGCAACGUCAUCACCACGUCAAAGGUGAACCAAACACCGAUUAUCACCCAACAACUAUUGCAGACGAUCGCGCAUCAAAAACAACUCAAUCAGCAGCAGCUCAUUCGUGUUGAGAUGCCUGAUAACAAAGACAAUAAGAAAACUAAUUUAUCAAUACAGCAGCAGAUCUUGCAGAGUAUAUCACCGCAACAAUUACCUAAUAUUAAAAAUGUAACAUUGUUGAGAAAUGUGCGGCAGAAUGAUGUGUCGCCAACGUCGGAUGGUAAAUUAGAUAGUCCAGAGAGUAAUCAUAUGCAGCAGACUCCUAUUCGUGUGCAACAAGGCACAUUAACACUAUCGCAACAACAGCAAUUGUUGCAAACGAUACGACAGAAAAGUUUAGCGCAAGUUACAGGGCAGCAGCAAGUGUUGAUACGGCAUAAAUCGCCGGUGAUUCAGAAGAGUGUACAGGCGGCUCCUGGAACUUCUUUGCUUGGUCAAGCACGAGUAGUGGCAGGAAAUAGAACUUCAUAUGUUAAUGCAACGAAUAAGACUAGUUUGAGUUCGAAUCAAGGACCAAUUGUCGCCAAAGUUCUAACAAACUCGGCGGGGCAAGUCAUUUCCGUUGAGAGUUUGUUAGCGCAUCAGAAACAACAUGGCGGCAUAUCUCAAGGUACAACAUUACGAGUUUCCGGAAUAAAAGGCGGUCCCAAUAUCAUUCAGUUGGGUUCCCCACAGAAUAAAACCUCUCAGGUUACUCAAGUUGUAGGCUCACAGAAUAAUUUUAUUACGUUGUCGAACCAACCGAAAUUGGUGUUAUCAUCGACAGCAACAACAAACGCCACUACGACGGUCACCGCGUCGAAACCCAUCACAAAAACCAUGACGAAAACUCAAUCGAUAGGCAAAUUUCCGCAGAAAGUAACGCAACAGAUAAUAAACGCAAAGUUUAUCGCGCAGAACGUAGACGGCCAGAAGUUGGUCCAACCUAAAGUGAUCAUCGGUCAGAAUCAGAUUAAACUGACGAAUAAGAAUGCCAAACCGAUUAGUAUACAAACAUCAGCCGCGAAUGCGAAUUCAAUACGAAUGGUAAACGCCGCCAACUUGAAUCUUGCACAUUUAGGCGGUAAGCCGUUACUGCUUGCAUCAAAAGGCAGUAGUUUGCAAAAUAUUCAAGGGCAGAAUGUUAUCAUUCAGUCCCAGGCCAAUACGAGUACGUCAAGUUUACUGGCGGUGUCGAAGAGCACUGCGAAUACAAGUGCGGUGAAUGUUAUUAGUCAAGGAGGCCAGCAGGUUGUGCUAGCUCCACAAUUGAAGGUACAACCUCAGGUUCUCCUCAGUUCGAAUGUGAAAAACUCGAAUCUGAUACAAAACCAAGGCACAUCGAAUCAAAUUAUUGUCGGUGGCCAUCCAGUGCGAUUGGCGAGCACUUCUGCUGGGAGUGGUGCACAGCGUGUUGUGCUGGCGAGUCAGGGACAAGGUGGGCAACUGCUAGCGCAGCAGAUUUUAUUGCCGGCUGGGUUUCAGGGCACAGCGAUUAAUAUUAAAUCGUUGCAGGGUGUAAAAGUUAUACCUAUUGCGCAACAAACUAAAGGCUUUCAAGGAAGGCAAGUCUUCGCAAGGGUAAUGAAUCCCUCAAGUAUUGUACGUACGGCGACUGUAUCAGCCGCCGACGUUCAACAGACGACUCCUACGAGCGAAUAAAUUUUUAAUUUAUUAUUACUCUCAUCAUCAAACCAUCCUAUGAUAAAUAGAUAAAUUUAACACAUUUGUAAAUAUGCAUUUGAAAAUAUAAUAAAGUAACAUAUGUAUACUUAAUACACAUAAA
Molecule: messenger RNA, 5385 nt
Organism: Dalotia coriaria
Lineage: Eukaryota; Metazoa; Arthropoda; Insecta; Coleoptera; Staphylinidae
Product: nuclear factor related to kappa-B-binding protein
Cellular component (GO): Ino80 complex
Molecular function (GO): protease binding
Source: RefSeq, a predicted model, not a curated record